AGCAGCAGGAACAUCUGAUACUUUUCUGUAUUAAACCUAUGGACUUUCAGACUUGUUUAUUACUUACUAAAAAUGAUGCCUGAUGCUGAUUUUCCUUAAAAUUUCAGUGGGAUUAUUCAUGAAGAUGGAAGUAUUUAUAAGUACCUGAACUACUGGAAAAGCACUCCCUUUAGUGUGAGCAGGGUCAGACUUCUCUGAAACAAAGAUUAAAUACUGUAGGAUUAAAAACAGCUAUUUGGCUCUUUGGCAGAUCAGCUUACCACUUUCUUAAUGUCAAGAUGGUAUCUACAUUUUUGUAAGUGUUUAUCUUUUACUUAGUGUACUUCCUGAUGCAGUAAAAUUACUAAGCAAAAUAUUCACUAUGUAAUUUACAGCCCUAACUUUUUAAUGAACUUCUAAUGAAAAGAAUGUGUUCACUGAAAUCUAAGAGGAUUUCAGUCAAAUGUUUUUCCAGAUGGAAUGUGACUUUCUUGAAGAUAAUAAAAAGUGAAAUAUAUAUGCUACAAAUUUCAAGAGCACUAUCUGGAUUAGCAUGAAAUGCAUCUGAAAAAUUGCAUGGAGCCGGACAUAAUUCCCAAUAAGAACAGACCGGUCCUUCGACUUAUUUGGAGUGUGUGUUCCAGAAAGGAGCCUUGCAGUUGGAGAAGGCAGUCCAGCCAGAGUGGGUUCAUCCUCGCUCCUCGGGAAGCCUCUGUCCUGGCAGAAGGCAGUGCUUAUCUUGUGCAUUUGACAGAGAAGAGAUGGAUAUCCCCUGGCCCCCGGGAUCUCCUCUGGUUUCAGCAACCCAGAUACAUCAAAUUGAAGCAGGAAAUGACGGCAUCGAUGGAGAACCUGAGGUUGCUCAGCCCAACCCGAAGGCAAGGAUUGUUAUUGACAAGUCUGUGUGCUUACAGUCUCCAGAAGAGUUGGGAGUGGCAAAACAGGUUUAGUUUUGAAAGAACAAGUCACAUCCUUUUGGCAGGACAAGACAGAGGAAAGCAGUUACGCCUGUACUUCAAUGAAAAUCUUCAUGUGCUUCAAGUUGCUGGUAGGAUGCUUCCCUUGCUUCACAUCAAAGAUGUGUCCGAGUGCUUCUUUACACCUAAACUAAAACAGGGUGAAAAUGUCUUUUUCAGGUCAAAAAGACAUGCCCCUAGGCCUGUGGGACGCCGAAGAGAGCAGAGGAAACGUAUCUUCCCUGACCCGCUCAGGGUGUUCCCAGAGCUGCCAGUAGCAGUGACAGCACUGGGUGCAAGAGCAGUGAUAACAAUAAAUCCCACUACCAGUGAUGGAAGUGAUAGCACUUCCAAGACAAGUCUGAUAGCAACAAUAAGGAAGAUGAUGCCAAAGAGUGUGAUGGACACUCUGAGAGCAAGAAUGCAGAAGACGGUGCUGGGGAUACAGAGAAGAAAAGUCUUGGGGUCAAGAAUUACAAGAGUGAUGAAAGAGCAGCAGAGAGGCAGGUUGGAGUACAGAAGGAAACAGCGACAGUGUGAAGGUUUAUCUCCCCGUUUAAGCAGCCCUGCACUGUAGGUGCUCACUGAUGUUUUACCAUUGGCUUUGGAUCCGAGCGGGGUCCGAGGAGCGUGUGCUGUUCAGUGGCCUGGUCUCCUGAGCAUUGCAGGCAGCCUGGGGUGAGGGAGGCAUCUUUUGCGGCCCUUUGCCCCAACAACGAGCAAACUGGAGGUGGCGACUGCUGCAUGAUCUGAUACGACUGUAGUAAAUGACCUUCUGAAAGUGUCCGGGGCUAACUGGCUGUGUUAUAAAAAGGGUGGGUACAUAGUGUAUUUUCAGAUGGGCAAAACUCGGUGUUUAUCCCUUUCUCGAACAGCGACAUUUUGACAAAGGCAACAUCAGGUCUUUGGAGGCUGAGUUAAAUGCAGGUUCAAUUUAAAAAAAAAAACAUCGUAAUUGUUUAAGGCACCUAAAAAAGGGUUUGUAACGUGAACUCAUAUCUGGCAGAGGACAGGGGUAUAAUUUUGUCUCAGGUUGAGAGGAAAAUACAUCCCACGGUAUCUACAGCAAUAGACAGAUAAGAAAGAGGAGGGAAAGUAACCGCCGAAGACAGGCGCUUGACAGCAAAUGGUUUGAUCGAGUGCUUGUUGAACCCCUGGGGAGUCGUUCUGCCCACUGCCAUGGGCGUGAGGAAGACCUGUGGAAUAGCAAGGAAAGGCAUGGGUGCCACCCAGGGUGAGGGUAGGGGGACAGAGGAAGGAGAAGAGGAAAGAAAGAGAGAAAGCAGAAGACAGCAAGGAAAAAAUGAGGUAGAAUGAAGGCAAUGAACCAAUGGAUCAAAAAGUGGGUACAGGAUGGCUAUGAAAAGAUUAAAAAAAAUAAAUAAAUAAGGAUUCAAUGCAUUGUAUGUGAGAGACCAGAAUUAAAGAAAAUAUGCUUAACGAUAACAGGGGAAGCAGCAAGAUGCAAGGGUUUUUGUAUAUAAGAACUGAUAGGAGCAGGCAGUAAUAUUCAUCAGCAGAAUGCGUCUAACCUGUUUGUGGUGCUCUGUACUUCAGCGUGCCUAAUGUUUGUUAAUGAUUGAUCCUCAUGUGGCCCUUGUUAGGUAGGUAAACAGUGUCACCUCGCUAUUAAUAAUAGGGGAAAGAAGCAGAAGGUUUUGAAGAAUGAAACUAAAUUAAACAAAUGUCCCUAACACCAGCAUGAUGUCAAGUGUCUUGUUUUCCAGGCGGCUUUACAGAGCCUUUGUGUUGCAGCAAAGGGGAUGCUUUAUGGAAGCGGUGGUCCUUAGGGCACUCAACCCCUUGGAGCAUGGAGGCCAGAGAUACUGCUAAAAUCCGAA
This is a messenger RNA of Dromaius novaehollandiae (emu), 2776 nucleotides long. RefSeq lists its product as uncharacterized. The transcript is spliced from 10 exons. NCBI's taxonomy places the organism in Eukaryota, Metazoa, Chordata, Aves, Casuariiformes, Dromaiidae. The record is from RefSeq and is a predicted model, not a curated record. Bases 538 to 1512 code for a protein of 324 amino acids.